This is a messenger RNA of Hemibagrus wyckioides, 5156 nucleotides long. It is a transcript of the gene arl15a, whose product is annotated as ADP-ribosylation factor-like 15a. The record is from RefSeq and is a predicted model, not a curated record. NCBI's taxonomy places the organism in Eukaryota, Metazoa, Chordata, Actinopteri, Siluriformes, Bagridae. The transcript is spliced from 5 exons. The coding region runs from base 152 to 772 and encodes 206 amino acids. Gene Ontology annotation, molecular function: GTP binding; GTPase activity.
GAGAUAAAAGCAGACCACGGAUCAUCCUCUCCUGCAUGUUGACUUGCAGAUCUUUGGGGCUUUGUCUCAUUACGACAGCAGGCUCUUCAUUCACUUCCUCCAGCUCAGCGUGUUUGGUUGUCGUCGGUGACGCUGUUGCUAGGCACCGUAGAUGGCUGAACACGUUCAGCUCUCCAUAGCGUUGUGCAGGAUUGCCUUUUACACGUGUUUCCGAAAGCUGUGCUGUAGAGGUCCUCCCUCUCCUAGACCAGAGUAUGAUGUGGUGUGUAUUGGACUCAGCGGUGCUGGCAAAACCAGUCUCAUUUCCCGGCUCUGCAGCGAAGGUCUCGAUGGAAUUGUACCCACUGCAGGUUUCAGCAUCAAGGCAGUGGCUUUCCCCAACGCAGUACUGAAUGUGAAGGAACUUGGAGGGGCAGACAAUAUCAAGAAGUACUGGAGCCGCUACUACCAAGGCUCCCAAGGAGUGGUAUUUGUUCUUGACAGUACUGUUUCCGAUGAGGAGAUGGAAGCUUGCCGAUCUGAGCUCCAUUUGGCCCUGCAGCACCCUCAGCUCUGCACACUCCCCUUCCUCAUCCUUGCCAACCACCAAGAUUCACCAGCUGCCCGUUCUGUCCCAGAGAUAAAGAAGUAUUUGGAAUUGGAGCCACCGGCAAGAGGGAAGAGAUGGAUCCUUGAGGGCAGCUCAAUAAACAACAUGGAGGCUGUGAGGUUGAGCUUCAGGCAGCUCAUCAGCCUUUUGGAAGAGAAGGAGCUGCAAAGCGUCAGGAUAUGAUUCGGGACACAAGAAGAAAACCAAAAAACGAAACAAUUGUCCAUAUAGACAAAACAAUGAGGGAGUGCUGUUCAUCUGAAGGAGAUGUUUUAUUUUGUUUUACCUCUCCUUCAAAAGAUGUUGUUCUUUAUCACUGGACAGAAAAGACAUUGACCCUUAAACACAGUCAUCGCAAACUUGAGGUCCGGGAUCAGAUGUUUUCAUAAAAAAAUUAAUCAAGAAGAGAUUUUUGUCAGUAGCCAAGCAAAUUUCUAUCAAAUCAAUAGGUGUAUAUGUACAUGUAUAGUGUCUUUUAAUGUAAAACUUUAAGGUACAGCAAUUUAAUACUCUAUAACAUGUUUUGUUGUUUAAAAGUAAAGCAUUUUUUGUAUUUCCAAAUAUUAUUUUUGUCACCUGAUUUAUGCAUAUAGGAGAGUACAUUAAGUCGUGUCACUGCACCUCUGUGUUCAUCGUUAGUAUUUUAUAUGUAAUUAUAAUAAUCUCUUCCCUUAAGAUGUUUAUAUACAGGCGUCUUUGGUGAUACUGUUAAUUUUGCUGUUUCCUGAGAUGACACACCCCUUUACUAGGGAAUGCCUGGGCUGUUUCAGGUUUGGUCUGGAAUACAAACUCUAUCAAUCAGUGGCUACAACAGCUGCAUUUGACAAGUCCCUGUCCACUAGUCUAAUGCCUUCCAACUGUCUAUGCGGACCCCUCCCCGUCUGCCACCUCGUUUCCUGGCCCGCCACUUUCUGAGCACCCUAACCCGAUGCUUCCCAACAGUAUUAUCCGAAUCACUCUCUGUAAAUUUAGAUUACUGUCUCUCUCCGAAGUGUGAUAUUUUAUGUCUCACAGGUGUCUCUUUAAAAGAUCUACAUCAGAGUUGUUCCUCAUAUGAGCACAGGCAUGUUAAACACUGCGCUAAUAACAGCUCUAACCAUGUCAUGUUUAUGUAAGACAUUUACAUUUGCGAUUCUUCUUUCAGCCUGAAUGAAAGUUCAGCUGAUAAAAUACGGCUAACUGAUAAAACAUUCACCACAUCGUUUCGUUUUUUUUCCACGGAUAUCUUUUUGUGCGUGUCAGAUUUAUUUGUCGGUUUCAGUAAAAAAAACCCCCGCCAUUUUUAACAAAAUUUAAAGAUGUACACUACUAGGAAAUAUUUUGCAAAUUUUAAUUAGAAGGAAAAAGCCUAACGAAAACUAUUACAGAACUCUACAGCAGUCACUACUGCUUUCCUUUAAUAUUGUGUAACCCGUUUAUCAUCAAUAAUAAUCUUACAUUUCUUAAAGAAAAUAAACCUCUAAGCCAUUUUCCAUUUUGGAAAUCUAUGCUUCUCAUCACCUUCCCAUCUAAACUGACUGUACCCAAAUUUCCUAGACCUUGCAUAGAUAAGAACCCAACCUCCUGAUCUACACUACCUCCACUGCAUCUUUUUUUUCUUCUUCUUCUUCUUUCCCUCCCUUUUCAAAUUGCCCAUGUUGCUUUAAUACAAUGUGUGUCACACAGGUUGCCCUAGCGACUCUUUGAUCCAGUUUUCCGCCCUCCCCUACGUCUGUGGCUGACGUGCCUCUCCAGUCUGCUGCCUGAGAAAGACCUGUGCCCCUUUCCCUCUUUCGCUCUCUCUUUCGGUCUGCUUCCCUUUGGUCACGCCGAAAGAGCCCACCCUCAAAGCGGAGGAGGUGCAUCGAGACAGCCUCAACCUGCUGGAGAGAACACACGAGGGCCCUUCUCUUCCCCUGGUGAGGCACAGUGUGACCAUGUAAACAGGAUCGUGAGACCCUUGCACCAUCAUUUCAUUUUCUCGCAAUCUGUAUUUACGUUAUUUUUGUUAACAUUACGAAUUGUAGUUAUAUCUACAGAUUUUAUGAAAAAUUUGGUGGGGAAGAAUUUAUCGAUACUAUAUGUCCAUAUAUUCUGGAAAUCAUUGUAGAAGAGAUACCAGGUGACAAAAUAUUAAAAUCCGGCUUCAAAAAUAUUCAAGAACUAAUAUAUAACACCAAACCUACAUCUGAAUUUUAACCAACUUCAACCUGUGGUCUUGUCGUGUAAACUGGCUAUGCACCCGAUUUAAUAACAUCCAUCGAAUAUGAGGGUGAGAUAAUAUGUAAAAUAUCUACUCAGUGUUAUUAUCCACACUGGGGAUUAUCAUUAAAACACCCUUCAUGAUGAGCACCACUUGCUUUAACUGUAUUUGCAUUUCAUUUUAUCGCUGGCACCAGCUUUGUCUAGACAGAACUUAUUUUUAGAAGUCACUUUGCAUUUGAAUUCAGCAGCACCAGCGCAGUGAUUUUUCUCUCAUUAGGACCUUUGGAAAUAAGGGAUAGGCAUUUCUCUUUGAUGCCAAUUUAAAGACUUGGGCUCUUUUCCCAGUUGUGUUUACCCAAAGGCAAGGUUACCCCCCUCCCAAAUGAGGCUAUCUGAAAUGGUAAUGCAUGACUCUUGAGGGAAUCUUUCUUUGUUUACAAAAAAAACAAAAAUGGCAAAAGAAAUGGUGGAUGUUUUUGCUCUCCCUCCUUCCAUCAGUGCUGUAAUCCCCAGCUUUCACAACCUGUUGAUGGGACUCACCCCUGUGGAAAUGCAACAGAUGUUCCCCUGACAUCCAUCUGGUCCUUGUGAUCCUUUCUCUUCCCUUUUUUUUUUUUUUUUUUUUUGAGCGACAUCCUGUUCUUUUCCAUCUUUUUCUGUUUACAGUUUCCUAUGAUGCUUGGCCUUGUUGAGUAUCUGAUCCUUUAUACAGUGAGUGUCCUUUGAAUCACAGGAUUAAAAAUAAGCAAUCAAGACCUUCUCACCCGAGCCGAUCUUGACAAGAUGUUUUCGAACAAAAGCCAACCAGUAAGCCGUUGUUUGUGUUCACAUAUUUUUGUUGUGAUGCAUGGGGGUGUAUUUACACGUGACCGAGGUUCAUUUAAAUCCGUUUGCCUAAGCAUGCCAGGGUUCCUCAGCAUGGCACCCCCCUCCGGGUAAACCAAACAACAUUUGGGAGGUAUCUGCUGCAGGGGGAGGCACUGAUAAGGUGAAUGUAAACUUUAAGCACUAAUGUAUUAAAACUGUAGCUACACACUAGUUGUUUCCAGGAUCUAUUGUAUGGAUCUCAUACACAUCACAACACCUUAAGCCCUACUAGGCCCAGUGCCUCAAUGUAGAAUAAUCGCGAUAUAUAUAUCUAUAUAUAUGGUAACGUAUAUGACCUGAAUGAUCAUACAAUCGAUACUGUAAGUAGCGUAUCUUAUUUAUGGAAUAUUAUUUAUGGAAGUUUUACACUACAUCAGCACCAUGUCCAAGCGAAUUGCUGAUAAAUAGUUUUGAUAAUAGUUAUGAAUUAAUAGUCAUUAAAAAUCUAUAAAUACAAAAAAAAACAAACAUCCAAUUUGCCAUGAGUUACACGCACUUAAGUGCAAUUUAUUCAUGUCAGUUAUUCAUCCUUUAUCUCUAUCAACUCUUUCAUUUUAUUUGCUGGAUUUUUUUUUUAGACUUUGUGUAUUUAAUGUAUUUUAUGUAUUUAAUUUAAUAGCUAAUGCCACUGUUUCAUUUUGCACAGCUAUUUCAGCUUCAUCUUAGUUUAUUUUAUCUCAUUUUUAUUGUUAUCCGAUUUAUUUCAUUGUAUUAUAUUCUAUUUUCAUUUUUUUUUAAAUGACCUUACUCUAUAGAAUUACAUUUUUAAUAAAAGGUACAGUCGUAAAUUUGUACGAUAAGUUGUAUGAUUGUGUAUGUGAUGAAUACAAUUUGAAUUAGAAUGUUGAGUAUUUUCUGAAAUUCAUCACACCACCACAUUCUCAAGCACGCUCAUGCAACCGGUUGCAGAAGUUUGUGCCUGGUUCUGCGGCUGCUUUGUAGAUUUUCAGUCUCUCUUCCUGUCUCUCUUUUCCCCUCAACAUGCGACAUGAUGAUGGAGAUGUGCAUCCCAGGUGGCCUCCUCAUCAAAACACAAGAGAUUCGACUUCUUAUUUCGAGCAAACAUCACUCACUCUCUUUGUUUGCCAAAGGAAAAUAUGCGGCAGGCAUUUGUCCCGAGAGAAUUGAUCUUCCCGUGUCACCUACCAAAAACCGGUCUUUGCCUCCUGCCGUCACAGAAAGCUAUCAGUCAAGAGGGUGUGAGUGUGAGGUCUGUUGAAAAAGACUGUCCAGUAGUGGUCAUUACUGCCAUUGUAUAUCACUAACGCAUGCUGAAAGAUGCUCUAAUGACUUUGCUCUAAGCUGAUAUCCAGACACAGUGGAAAAUAUUGUACGGCGCUUUCCGUGUCAUAUUUUCCAAAAGUCUUCCAAAAGUGAUUGAACGUUUCGGACUGUAUUCCUCUUAAAAAGUGUGACCUCUGUCUACUUUGCCUUGUGUACAUAUUUUACACUUUCCAUUCUUCUUCCUAACAUCCUUGUUUAAGGUUGUAGUGAUAACAGUUUAUGUGAAGUGACU